Messenger RNA from Dalotia coriaria, 1833 nucleotides. RefSeq names its product methyltransferase like 3 (gene Mettl3). Lineage: Eukaryota; Metazoa; Arthropoda; Insecta; Coleoptera; Staphylinidae. Gene Ontology annotation, cellular component: RNA N6-methyladenosine methyltransferase complex; nucleus. Gene Ontology annotation, molecular function: mRNA (2'-O-methyladenosine-N6-)-methyltransferase activity; mRNA m(6)A methyltransferase activity. The record is from RefSeq and is a predicted model, not a curated record.
CCUGUAUAUGAAGUAAGCUAGAUGAAUGCAAACAUAAACAUAACCAUCAAACGUUCAAACAUGUUUUCAUUCUUCAUUCAAACUUUGAAUUUAAUUUGUUUAUAAUGUCGGACGCCUGGGAGGAAAUUCAAGCUGUAAAAAGUAAGCGCAACAGCCUGCGUGAGCGACUGGAAAAACGCAAAAAAGAACGCGAAGACAUCCUCGCCCUUGGCAGCAGCCCUUUAGCAUCAAGACCGGCUACAGAAAUCGUUGCUGGAAGCUCAAAAAUACACCCGGCUCAAAUAACUGAAGACUCCAAGGUUAAACAUGAACAACUUGAAGAGGAUGAUCUUAUUAAAGUGGACCCUGAGCUGGAAAAAGGGCUCCUGAAAAAGUUGAAUGAAGUAACAUUACAUCUGCCAACUACAUCCAAUGAAUUACUGGAGCAUUUAGGAGAUGAACCAAAUGCAACACAUAAAUCAAUAUGUAAUCUGCUGCAGAAAUUUGCUACACAGAAGAUUAUCACAGUGAAAGAAAUAAUUAAAGAUGGCCAAACUGAGUUAGAAGUGACUUUUAUUGAACAUACAAAACUAAAUGCAUUGGUAGAAGAUGAUAAACUUGAUACAGGCAAACAAAUCACCAAAAGAAAAAGAGCUGAUAGUCCAGAACACAAGUCUAUCGAUGAAGAAGAUAAAAAGAAGAAGGAAAAAAUAGAUCCUAAAGCAAAUGAUAUUAUGUCUUUAUUAUUAGCCCCAUCAACAAAAGAAAAAGAAAGCAAAAAGAUUGGUGAAGAGAUUCUGGAUUUGCUGAGUAAACCAACAGCAAAAGAAAAAAGUUUAGCUGAGCGAUUCCGAUCGCAAGGAGGCGCACAAGUAAUGGAGUUCUGUCCGUAUGGUACCAAGGGUGAGUGCCAACGAAAUGCUGGUUCCGUUCCAUGCAAGAAACUUCACUUUAAGAAAAUUAUCCAAAAACACACCGAUGAGACACUCGGCGAUUGCUCGUUUUUGAAUACAUGCUUUCAUAUGGACACCUGCAAAUACGUCCAUUAUGAAGUUGAUCGUUCCGGUCAAAGUCGCGAGACUCCUUUGGCUCCCAAACCGAUGGUUUGCUCAGAAAGUACGACUCUCUACCCAGCCCAAUGGGUGCAGUGCGAUUUACGCUUUUUAGACAUGACAGUGUUGGGAAAAUUCGCUGUUAUCAUGGCGGAUCCCCCAUGGGACAUCCAUAUGGAGCUACCAUAUGGUACUAUGUCAGACGACGAGAUGAGACAGUUGGGUAUUCCGCAAUUACAAGACGAUGGACUGAUAUUUUUAUGGGUGACUGGAAGAGCCAUGGAGUUAGGCAGAGAAUGUCUAAAACUAUGGGGAUAUGAGCGAGUGGAUGAAAUUAUUUGGGUGAAAACCAAUCAACUACAACGGAUUAUACACGGGCGCACUGGUCACUGGUUGAAUCACGGUAAAGAACAUUGUUUGGUCGGGAUGAAAGGCAAUCCGCAGAAUUUAAACCGCGGCUUGGAUUCGGAUGUGAUCGUUGCUGAGGUGCGUGCGACAAGUCACAAACCGGACGAGAUUUAUGGUAUGAUUGAAAGAUUGUCGCCGGGAACAAGGAAAAUUGAAUUGUUUGGCAGGCCACAUAAUAUCCAGCCAAACUGGAUCACUUUAGGCAAUCAAGUCGAGGGUAUUCGAUUGAUGGAUCCGGAGUUGAUUGAAAGUUUUAAAAAACGAUAUCCGGAUGGUAACUGUAUGGCCCCACCACCGGAUCAAGCGCAUUGAAAUUGAAUGUUUAAGUACUAUUAUUUUAGGUACAUUUGUCAGUGGAGUGGUAUUAAGUAAUAAAUACUUUUUGUUUCAUAAA